AUGAAUCAAAAUUCUAUGAUGAAUCUUUUUGAUGAAAUUAGAUUUGAAAUUAACAAUCAGACAAUUGAUAAAACAAAAAAUGUUGGUGUAACUACGACUAUGAAAGGAUACUGUUCGUUCACGCCUAACGAUAUCGUACGGUUACAACCAGCUGGAUGGAAAAACGAAAAUAAAUUAUACAAAGACGAAGACUUCAUGGAUGACAACGAAUUCGUAGCACAAUGUCCGCUGUACAUGUGUAUGGGAUUUUUCGAACGAUACCGGCGUGCAUUAGUGAACUGCAAUCAAACACUUAUUUUGAUACGAUCGGGCACCGACAGUUCCGCUAUAAUGCUCGUACCACCAACAGAAGCGCAAAAAGAACAAGUUAUGUCCAAAAGUAAUAUUGCGUUAAUUAAACAGACGAAAGUGAAUAUUACAAAAAUUAAAUGGGUCGUGAAGUAUUUCGAACCGAAUGUAAAAACGGAAUUGGGUCUAAUGCAUAUAUUGGAUAAUAAAAAAUGGUUACCGUUAGAGUUUCAACACUGGGACACUGCAGUAUACCCACUGGUUCCGCAAACAAUCACUCAUACGUGGCCGGUGCGUGCGUACUCAGGUGUUGAAAAACCUAGGUAUUUACUCAUAGCCAUGGUGACGGAAUCCGAUGGGGUACACGGAAAUUUCAACCAUUGUUCUCUGCGCAACAUUAAAGCGUAUUUGAACGCGGACGAGUACCCGUACGAAAACCAAAAUGCAGAUUUUGACAAAGGCAA
This is a messenger RNA of Daktulosphaira vitifoliae (grape phylloxera), 752 nucleotides long. RefSeq lists its product as uncharacterized. The transcript has a single exon. The annotation marks the transcript as partial. NCBI's taxonomy places the organism in Eukaryota, Metazoa, Arthropoda, Insecta, Hemiptera, Phylloxeridae. The record is from RefSeq and is a predicted model, not a curated record.